Molecule: messenger RNA, 2529 nt
Organism: Echinococcus granulosus
Lineage: Eukaryota; Metazoa; Platyhelminthes; Cestoda; Cyclophyllidea; Taeniidae
Product: Gamma-tubulin complex component 3
Exons: 16
Coding region: 1-2529 (842 amino acids)
Biological process (GO): microtubule nucleation; mitotic cell cycle; cytoplasmic microtubule organization
Cellular component (GO): centrosome; gamma-tubulin small complex; equatorial microtubule organizing center
Molecular function (GO): microtubule minus-end binding; gamma-tubulin binding
Source: RefSeq, a predicted model, not a curated record
AUGCGUACUGCAUUUUCCGACGAGGAGGUUGCUGAUUUAGUUAGGGCUAUCUUCGGUGACACACCAAGUUUCAUCUCAUUGCGCUGUUCUGUGAGCAUUCGACAUAAGCUAAAGCUGCUCCAAAAUCUAGCACCGCAAAAAAGCUUUGAAGAAAUAUUUUUAUUCCUGGUUUUGCUGAAACGUGAUCAAAUCCCAUCGCCUGCACCAAUUUCAUCCCAACUUCCCGGAAGGACAAUUCUGAGGCAGAUUAAUAAUAAUAGCAUGUCUGCCGGACAUUCAACAAGAAGUCAUGGUUAUCGGCCAAAUCCCUCGGAUGGACUUAAUACAGACGCAUCUUCAAGCCGAGAUCUCGCAUCGAGUCGCCAAACGCCAACAUCACUAUGGGGCACUCACUCAAAUGCAAGCACCCUUGACCGUGGUCUCGGCAGCCGUCGUGCUUGCCGUGCACCAUCUUUAAGCAAGGCUAGCUCAUAUGUCUCACCAGUUGAACAGGAUUUGCUAAGAGAGGCCAUUCUCACCCUCUCUGGGGCAAGCGGCUCCUUGAUUCAAUAUGAUCCCACACUCGAUGCCUUUGUGCCUGCCCCAAAUCUUACACUCUCUCCGUCCAUUCAGACGCAUAUAUUGCGUACAUCGGUGUGCGGUUGGCUCUACAAUCGUAUUAGAAGUUUUGUCGAUGGUGUCCGCGACGACCCAAACUCUGGAAAAGUUACGCUUUCCUUGGCUCUCUCGAUCGACGAACAGCUGACUGAGUACCUCCGAUUAGUUACUACGCUUGAAGCUCAAAUGAACUGCGAUUUGGAGACGGAAAAAUUUGGUACCAAUUUUAGUUCCGAAAAUUCGUCUCGGCAGUUUUCUUCGGCUGCUCCAUCGAUGCAUUCUUUAAGGGACGGUAGUCAAUCAGAAACAGGUCUAGGCAAGCAACCGCUAACGCUGGUGCAGCUGUCGCAUUGGCUUAUGGAGCCCAAAAGACGUUUAAAGAUCCUCGCCUCCCUGGCCGACGUCUGUGCGUCGUUAAAGGGUGGAGCACUCGUAUCUAAGGUCUAUGAAAUGAGCCAAAACGGUGGCCCGCAAAUUUGGACGAUGCUCACCACUAUCCUCGUUAACGUCACACGAACCAUCUUUGAAAUGAUUGCGCUGUGGAUCUAUGAUGGGCGACUUUCGGCCGACACUAACCAGGAAUUCUUUGUUACAAUCAAUCCCUCUGUGGACAAUUCGAAUUUAUGGACCGAUAAAUAUGUUCUUCGAAAAUCCAUGGUUCCGGUUUUUAUCCGUAAGGAGCAGGCUAGAAAGAUUCUGCUGGUUGGGAAAUCUGUCAACUUUCUCACGCAUGUUUGUGACGAUUCGCUUGUUUUCAAGGACCUAGAGGCGAUUCGCAACACACGACUAAAACGAAUUGAGUCCAUCUUUGAUCAAGUGUUCGACAACUCCUUUGAUCGAAUGAUCUCUACCGCCUAUACGCACGUUUCCAAGCACCUUCUCAGAAUCCUAUUCGAUAAAUAUCAUUUCGUCGAUCAUCUGACGGCUUGUCGAAAGUUCCUGCUCUUGGGUCAGGGUGAUUUCAUUCAACGUCUCAUGGAUCUACUGGAGCCGGAACUUGGAUUGCCCGCGGAGAGCAUAAUGCGCCAUCGUCUGAACGAAAUACUGGAGACGGCGAUUCGUGACACUAACGCGCAGUACGAGGACUCGGAAAUUCUUCAACGCUUAAAUGUCGAGAUCCUCGAGACUGCUGAUGGCGACAGCGGUUGGGACAUCUUCUCCCUGGGCUACCAAGUCGACGGUCCCCUUUCCACCAUCUUCACUCCCGACUGCCGUCUUUUCUACCUGAAGGCCUUCAGCUUCCUUUGGCGUCUCAAACGCAUGGAAUUUACGCUGAGUGCACUGUGGCGCGACCAACUUGUGCUCGCGCGUCUGCCCCACGGGCUUUCCGCAGACCUCACACCCAUUCUCCAUGUAGUCCAACUUCUUGGGGCGGAGUUUCGGCACUUUGUCUUGCAAUUCCAAUACUAUGUCAAUUUCGAGGCUCUGGAGUGCGCUUGGGUGGCUUUGGGUGCCAAAAUUCAGUCCGCAAACGAUCUGGACGAGGUCAUUGAGGCUCACAAGGCGUUUCUGAGCAAUGUGAUUUCUCGUUGUCUGCUGGAUCAGAACUCGAGGGAUCUGCGAUACCACUUGAGGGCCAUCUUCGAUGUAAUUGUCAAUUUCUCGCAACUCAAUCAGGACUUGCAGGAUUUGGCUGCAGGUGAACAGGAAAUCAGAUCUCAGUUGCAGGAGGAGAUUGAGGUUUCAGCAAGAACAGGCCAGUGGGGAACAUGCGACACUCCGGAAAGUCGAGAGAUGGCCAGGCGCAAGGUAUUCAUUGAGGCCACUGUCAGUCCGUUGAUCGCACGAAUUCGUGUUCUUGCAUCCAGCUACCGAACCAUGGUUACCGAGUUUAUGAGCAUGUUGCAGAACCACACGGAUCAGAGCCUGCGUCUCCUGGUUCAGAAUCUCAACUUCAAUGUGCACUACAUCGACGGUUUCAUGGAGGCUUGA